Molecule: messenger RNA, 156 nt
Organism: Balaenoptera musculus (blue whale)
Lineage: Eukaryota; Metazoa; Chordata; Mammalia; Artiodactyla; Balaenopteridae
Gene: SMIM38
Product: small integral membrane protein 38
Exons: 1
Coding region: 1-156 (51 amino acids)
Source: RefSeq, a predicted model, not a curated record
AUGGCCUCCUGGUUCGGGGGGAGCACGGGCCCCGACCCGCUCAUUCUCCUGCUGGUCGUCAUCCUGCUGGCGCGCUUCAUCCUGUGGUCCUGCCUUGGCACCUACAUCGAUUAUAGACUGGCCCGGCGGCGGCCCCGCAAACCCAAGGAGGACUAG